This is a messenger RNA of Lolium rigidum, 2506 nucleotides long. RefSeq lists its product as uncharacterized. Bases 21 to 2165 code for a protein of 714 amino acids. Gene Ontology annotation, cellular component: nucleus. Lineage: Eukaryota; Viridiplantae; Streptophyta; Magnoliopsida; Poales; Poaceae. The transcript has 17 exons. The record is from RefSeq and is a predicted model, not a curated record. Gene Ontology annotation, molecular function: DNA-binding transcription factor activity; sequence-specific DNA binding; calmodulin binding. Gene Ontology annotation, biological process: regulation of salicylic acid biosynthetic process.
GCUCCACCGGAAAGCGCGUCAUGGUGCACAAGCGGCCGCUGGACGCCGUCGGGCAGGCAUCCCCGAGGAAGCGGCUGCGGCGGACGGUGCUUGUCAUGAUGUGGCUGGACAGGAGCAGGGCGAGGGCGGCCACGGUCGAGCAGAUGGCGCAGAUGGUUCGCCAGGUUCAGCUCGAUAUGGCGAAACUGUUUGUACUUCUGAUGGUGCUCCUGCUGCGGAUUGGGUCCAUGGAGAGCCUGCUCCUCCAGCUCCCCAACAUGCUACGGGCAUUAUUGGCGGAUCAGUUGGCUGAUUUUCACAGGACUUCUAUGGUAUCCAUGGAAGAUAUGAUCCGGUCAGUUCGCCAGACAGAGAUGCAGCAACCACAAGCAGCUGCGCCUCCUAAUGGUGUUUGUCAGCCUUCAAGCUCAAGGGCGAUAUCGGAAGGUCUUCCUGAAACUGGAAGCAGCUCUGGAGUAGUCAGUCUACGGUUUGUAGAUGCUGACAGACCAAAAGAUCCACUUUUCACUGGUGGUCCAGUAAAAUGGCAGAAUGGAGGAAGCCCUAAGGUAGCAAUAUUUCGAAAUCAGAAGAAAAUCACAGGAGGUGAUCUUUCUAAAUUACAAAUUGAGAUUUUACCAGUCUAUGCUGAUUUUUUUACUGAGCGGGGACACCAGGAUUUUACCAAAGAGGAAUUCAACAACCAGAUACAUAGGUAUAAAGGGAAUGAGGUAGUCUUGACAACUGUUAAUCUCAGGAAUGGUGAGGCUGAUCUUGGUUCCAUCAUCUUUAAAGAUAGCUCCCACAGGCAAAAGUUAAGAUUGACAGCAAGAGUCAAAAGGCAGGAUCUUACGGUCAGAGUUCAAGAAGCAAUCACUGAUCCCUUCGUUGUCAAAGACCGCCGCAGUGAAUUAAACGCAAAGAGUAAUGUUCCAUCUAAGGGAGAUGCAAUACAUCAAUUGAAGAAAAUUUCCCAAAAGGGCAAACAUUGGAUUGCCCUUACGGGGAAAAAUAUCACUACUGUGAAGCACUUGUUGCGUGAGUAUAACAAAGAUAAAUCUGGUCUACAAAAGCUUACUGGCAUGAAGAAAGAGGCUUGGAGCACCAUGAUUAAUCAUGCCACCAGGUGUGAUCCUGGGGACGAGAUCUAUUCUUAUAGAGUCGCAGAGGGUGAACUCUUCUUCAAUGAUUUCUAUUAUCUUGUUGGUAUGAUGAUAAAUGGAUUAUAUGUUCCCAUCAAAGACCUUGAUCAGUUUCCGCAGCAUAAAGUGAACAACUGGAAAAUAUCGGCGUGCGAGAAAUUUGAGGAGCGAGAGAACUCAGGGGGUCUUAUUCCUGACUAUGUGAUGUGCAAGUUCAAUGGUGGCCCGAUGAUCAAUGGCCUCCCUGUCUGUGCAGUCCCUCUGAACAAAGAUGCAGGUCCUUCUGUACGAGCUACAACAACAUGGCCAUAUCCUAAUAAUAUGGCUGCACAAAAGGGUGUAGGUCUAACUGGCCAACAGAAUGGAUACUUAAGCUCCUCCACGACUGAUACUCCUGGUACUUCUUGUCCUGUAAAAGAACUUGGUCAGCAUGAUCCUUCUAUGCCACAACAUGGAACUCCUUACUAUCCAACUCAGGAAAAUUUCUUGAAUGGUCAGGGACCAUUCUCAGGACAGCCAACUGUUCCUUCCCAGAAUUUUGUUUCAGUUUCAGAGGACGACUUGAUUCCAGGUGCAAGUCUGAUUGGCAAACAGAAUGGAUCCUUAAACUCCUUGAUAACUGAUGCUCCUGAACUUGGUCAGCACCAUGCUUGUACGUCACAGAAUGAAACUCCUUGCUACCCGAUGCAGAGAAAUAUAUUAAAUGAUCAGGGACCAUUCUCAGGACAGCCAACUAUUCCAUCCCACAGUGCUUUGCCGGUUCGAGAGGAGGGCUUGAUCGCAGGCACAAGUCCAACUGACCAACAGAAUGGGUACUUAAGCUCCUUGAUGACUGAUGCUCCUGGUACUUCUUGUCCUGUAACAGAUGGACAUAGUCAGGGAACCUCUUCAUUUAACCAUGCGACAGAUGACAUCUGGAGUGUGUUAUCUCCAAUUCAAGAACUUAUGGCAGACCAGAGCUUUGUGGCAGCUAUCAACGCGGAAUUGCCGAAUUCGAACAACCAAUUUGAUGGUUAUGAACAUGAUGUGGCAACUAGUGAUUGAACUUGGGGCACUUGAAGAGGCUUUCCUCUACAAGACUGAAGUGUUCAUUUAUUUCGUAAAUAUCAAUUGUGUUGUAAGUGAUGGUUAUGAACACGAUGGUGCCAACCAGUGAUUGAACUUGGCGCACUGGAACAGGCUUUUCUCUACUAGACUCAAGUCUUCAAUCAAUUGUGUUGUAACUAGCAACCGUUUUUUCACACUUCUCCAUGUAUGCUAAAUUUUCUACUGGCUGUGCUAGACAUUUGGCUUGUAUUCUACCGAAAAUCAUUCAGAGAAGGAGAACACAUGGCUUAACUGUAUAUAGAAUACUGAGAGCAAAUAUUCUGAACCUUGUCUAAUCC